GGGCCGGGGCGCGGGCGGCGGCGGCAGGAUGAACAGCAUCAAGAACGUGCCGGCGCGGGUGCUGAGCCGCAGGCCCGGCCACAGCCUGGAGGCCGAGCGCGAGCAGUUCGACAAGACUCAGGCCAUCAGCAUCAGUAAAGCCAUCAACAGCCAGGAGGCCCCAGUGAAAGAGAAGCAUGCCCGGCGCAUCAUUCUGGGCACUCACCAUGAGAAGGGGGCCUUCACCUUCUGGUCCUAUGCCAUUGGCCUGCCACUGCCAAGCAGCUCCAUCCUCAGCUGGAAGUUCUGCCAUGUCCUUCACAAGGUCCUCCGAGAUGGGCACCCCAAUGUGCUUCAUGACUGCCAGCGGUACAGGAGCAACGUCCGAGAGAUUGGUGACCUGUGGGGGCACUUGCAUGACCGGUAUGGACAGCUGGUGAAUGUCUACACCAAAUUGUUGCUGACAAAAAUCUCCUUCCACCUUAAGCACCCCCAGUUUCCUGCGGGUCUGGAAGUGACAGACGAGGUGUUGGAGAAGGCAGCUGGGACCGAUGUCAACAACAUCUUCCAGCUCACCGUAGAGAUGUUUGACUACAUGGACUGUGAGUUGAAGCUUUCAGAAUCAGUUUUCCGGCAGCUCAACACAGCCAUUGCAGUGUCCCAGAUGUCCUCCGGUCAGUGCCGCCUGGCCCCACUCAUCCAGGUCAUCCAGGACUGCAGCCACCUGUACCACUACACAGUCAAGCUCAUGUUCAAGCUGCACUCCUGUCUCCCGGCAGACACCCUGCAAGGCCACAGGGACCGGUUCCAUGAGCAGUUUCACAGUCUCAGGAACUUCUUCCGCCGAGCUUCGGAUAUGCUCUACUUUAAGCGCCUCAUCCAGAUCCCCCGACUGCCUGAGGGACCCCCCAACUUCCUACGGGCCUCAGCCCUGGCCGAGCACAUCAAGCCUGUGGUGGUGAUCCCUGAAGAGGCCCCAGAGGACGAGGAACCUGAGAACCUCAUUGAGAUCAGCAGUGGGCCCCCCGCUGCAGAGCCAGUGGUGGUGGCUGACCUCUUUGAUCAGACCUUUGGACCCCCCAAUGGCUCCAUAAAGGAUGACAGGGACCUCCAGAUCGAGAACUUGAAGAAAGAGGUAGAAACCCUCCGUGCUGAGCUUGAGAAGAUCAAGCUGGAGGCCCAGCGGUAUAUCUCGCAGCUGAAGGGCCAGGUGAAUGCCUUGGAGACAGAGCUGGAGGAACAACGGAAGCAGAAGCAGAAAGCCCUGGUGGACAACGAGCAGCUCCGCCAUGAGCUGGCACAGCUGAAGGCCGCACAGCUGGAGAGUGCGCGCAAUCAGAGCUUGCGAGAGGAAGCCGAGAGGAAAGCCAGUGCCACAGAGGCACGCUACAGCAAGCUGAAGGAGAAACACAGUGAGCUCAUCAGUACACAUGCAGAGCUGCUCAGGAAGAAUGCAGACACAGCCAAGCAGCUGACAGUGACACAGCAGAGCCAGGAGGAGGUGGCACGGGUAAAGGAGCAGCUGGCCUUCCAGAUGGAGCAGGUGAAGCGUGAGUCGGAGAUGAAGCUGGAGGAGCAGAGUGACCAGCUGGAAAAGCUCAAGAGUGAGCUGGCAGCCAAGUCUGGAGAGCUGGCUCUUGCACAGGAGGCCCUGAGCCGUACAGAGCAGAGUGAAUCAGAGCUGAGCUCACGGCUGGACACACUGAGUGCAGAGAAGGACACGCUAAGUGGGGCCAUGAGGCAGCAGGAGGCUGAGCUGCUGGCUGCCCAGAGCCUGGUGCAGGAGAAGGAAGAAGCACUGAGCCAGGAGCGGUGGCGCAGCUCCCAAGAGAAGAAUGAGCUGCAGGGGCGGCUGGCAGAGAAGGAGUCUCAAGAGCAGGGGCUGCGGCAGAAGCUGCUGGAUGAGCAGUUUGCAGUGUUGCGAGGUGCCGCUGCAGAGGGUGAGGCCAUCUUGCAGGAUGCUGUGAACAAGCUAGACGACCCAUUGCAUCUGCGCUGCACCAGCUCCCCAGACUACCUGGUGAGCAGGGCCCAGGCAGCCCUGGAUACUGUGAGUGCCCUGGAGAAGGGGCAUGCCCAGUACCUAGCCAACUGCACAGAUGCCUCUGCUCUGGUGGCAGCCUUGACCCGCUUCUCCCAUUUGGCCGCGGACACCAUCAUCAAUGGCAGUGCUACCUCCCAUUUGGCCCCAACCGACCCUGCCGACCGCUUGAUGGACAUGUGCAGGGAAUGUGGGGCCCGGGCUCUAGAGCUCCUGGGGCAGCUGCAGGACCAGACAGCGCUGCCAAGGGCACAGCCCGACUUGCUGCGGACUCCCCUUCAGGGCAUCCUUCAGCUGGGCCAGGAGCUGAAGCCCAAGAGUCUGGAUGUGCGACAAGAGGAACUAGGGGCCAUGGUUGACAAAGAGAUGGCAGCCACCUCUGCAGCCAUCGAGGAUGCUGUGCGGAGGAUCGAGGACAUGAUGAACCAGGCCCGCCAUGAGAGCUCAGGAGUGAAACUGGAGGUGAAUGAGAGGAUUCUCAACUCCUGCACAGACCUGAUGAAGGCCAUCCGGCUCCUAGUGAUGACAUCUACCAGCCUGCAGAAGGAAAUUGUGGAGAGUGGCAGGGGGGCAGCCACACAGCAGGAAUUUUACGCCAAGAACUCCCGGUGGACUGAAGGCCUCAUCUCCGCCUCCAAGGCCGUGGGCUGGGGAGCCACACAGCUGGUGGAGUCUGCUGACAAGGUGGUGCUUCACAUGGGCAAGUAUGAAGAGCUCAUCGUCUGUUCCCAUGAGAUUGCAGCCAGCACAGCCCAGCUGGUGGCAGCCUCCAAGGUAAAAGCUGACAAACACAGCCCCCACCUGAGCCGCUUGCAGGAAUGCUCCAGAACCGUCAAUGAGAGGGCUGCCAGUGUAGUGGCCUCUACCAAGUCAGGCCAGGAGCAGAUUGAGGACAGAGACACCAUGGAUUUCUCUGGCCUGUCCUUGAUCAAGCUGAAGAAGCAGGAGAUGGAGACCCAGGUGAGAGUCUUGGAACUGGAGAAGACACUGGAGGUAGAGCGUGUGCGGCUCGGGGAGCUGCGGAAGCAGCACUAUGUGUUGGCUGGAGUGAUGGGAACAUCUAGUGAGGAGGAGCCCAGCCGGCCCAGCCCUGUACCCCGAAGUGGGGCCACCAAGAAGCCACCUCUGGCCCAGAAGCCCAACAUAGCCCCCAGACAGGACAACCAGCUGGACAAGAAGGAUGGUGUCUACUCGGCUCAACUCGUGAACUAUUAGACCCACAACAGGUUCAGCAGGGUAGCUUGAGGCCUCGGCUGUCCUGCAAGGGACAAGGGGCCUCCAAUCCUUGUACCCUGUUCCUGGAGCAUUGUCCCCAGGGCCUCACAGCCUUCACUAGCCUGAAGAGGCCUGAGCUACAUGGGACAUCUAUUUAUCUUCAGUAGGAACUGCCCACAGCAGCUGGGAACCAGCAGGCCCAAGCACAACUCUGCAGCAAAUAUGGAAUGUUUUUAAUAUUCUGAGUCUUUUCUUCCUAAGUUUCUAGUUAUCACACUGGGAAAACAGGGCCAUGCAAGGGCCUCCCUGCCACUGGUGUCCAAAUCUGAGGCUGUCUGAAGGCAGGAUCCUUGCUAGCUAUCAGGGAUAAGGGAAUGGCCCCCUAUGUCCUUUGUGGGGCAGAUUGCCUGAGGUACCCUUAGGCUGUGUGGCCCCAGGCAGAGCAGGUGGGCCGGAGCAGAGGGUGUCACACUCUGUGAGCCUGGUGCUAGGGCAUUCAUGUUGGGAGCCCCAGCGCUGUGGGAACCUGGCAGCUGGGACUGGCUGAGGCUGCUGCUGGGGGCCCAUGGCCUGCCCUGACUCAGGUGCUGUCUCUGCUCCCCAAGUGUUCAUUUCCAUCUGGACUCUGUGGCCGCCUUCCCACUUCCUGUUUUCAUUCUCCUGGCCUAGCUGGCCCUGCCCAGUUAUGGCUCUUCCAUCUUCCACCUUAGGCAGAUUCUAGCCCUUCCAAAAUGGACCUUAGCUCCCUAGCUCAGAAAAUGCCCAGAAACUCGAAACCACAGGCCCACUUUUGGGUGUGUGUGUGAGGAGAGGGUGAGAUAGAUUCCUGGCCUUGCCCAUCCCUUUCAGGUUUCAAUAAAUUAGUGUCCCUUGAGCCUAUGGGGACUAGUCAAGUGGGGGUGGACAAGAUUGUCAGAUCCAGCAGCUGGACUUGACAAGUGUUCAGCCUCCAGCUGUCCGCAUGCCCUGGUCUGGGGCUGUGGGAGGGAGCCAACUCUUGCCCUGUUUAGUAUUCUCUGUGUGGAGGUUCCAUUGGCAAUAAAAUGCACUGACUGUUGUCA
Jaculus jaculus (lesser Egyptian jerboa) is the source of this 4296-nucleotide messenger RNA. It is a transcript of the gene Hip1r, whose product is annotated as huntingtin interacting protein 1 related. Gene Ontology annotation, molecular function: clathrin-cargo adaptor activity; phosphatidylinositol-3,4-bisphosphate binding; phosphatidylinositol-3,5-bisphosphate binding. Bases 29 to 3235 code for a protein of 1068 amino acids. NCBI's taxonomy places the organism in Eukaryota, Metazoa, Chordata, Mammalia, Rodentia, Dipodidae. The transcript has 32 exons. Gene Ontology annotation, cellular component: clathrin-coated vesicle; actin cortical patch. Gene Ontology annotation, biological process: actin filament organization; clathrin coat assembly; endocytosis. The record is from RefSeq and is a predicted model, not a curated record.